CGUGACACUUGUCGUUAAGUAUUUGCGUGUUGUAUUCACAAAAUUUGCACCAAAAACCCAAGCCGGUAAAAGAAAAUUCCCUGAACUGUCACCCGAGAGUUGCAGCCACAGCCGCAGCACCAAAACCGAGCAGAACCGAAGAACUAGAGAAGAAGAAGAGGAGAAGCAGGAGAAGCAACCCAACAGUAGCCGCAGCAUCCCAUUCAGCCAGCCAGCAACAUGUCAGACGGCAUUGAAGUUGAACAAAUUGUGGAGAGCAAGCCGAAAAGGAUGCCGGUGGCCACGUCACUGGACAAGGAGGCCAUUCGGGAGGCGUACGAGGACGUGCGCUCGGAUCUGACCGACACGGAGUGGGCGGUGUUCAAGUUCGAUGGGGCGCAGAUAAUCGUGCAUGGGCGUGGCCAGUGCUUCGAGCAGUUCCGUGAGCAGUUCGGCGACUCGGAGCGCGCCUUUGGCUACAUCCGCAUACAGAUGGGCGACGAGAUGUCCAAGCGCAAGAAGUUCAUCUUUCUGACAUGGAUCGGCCAGGAGGUGGGCGUGAUCCAGCGUGCCAAAAUGUCCACGGACAAGGCGCUCAUCAAGGACGUGCUGAAUAACUUUGCCGUGGAGCUGCAGGCGGGCGUCCAGGCGGAGCUGGACAUCGAGCUGUUCCGUGAGGCACUGAAUCGUGCCGGCGGCGCCAACUACGGCACUGGCGUCCGGGACAACUGAGCCGGGACACACGGACGGAGCAUCCACGUCAUCCUGUUCACCAAUCGAUUUCAAGCACUUCCUCCUCCUGCCCCUCCUUGCUCCGCCUUGGCUCUGCCGUUUUUCCUGUGCACCUCUUCAAUUGCUGACUUAAUCCUGCUUUUUUACUUAAUUAUUAUGAAUUAAUUUUAUGCGAUCUUAAAAUAUUUACU
Messenger RNA from Drosophila navojoa, 902 nucleotides. RefSeq names its product coactosin-like protein. The record is from RefSeq and is a predicted model, not a curated record. Gene Ontology annotation, cellular component: actin filament; cortical actin cytoskeleton; site of polarized growth. Gene Ontology annotation, molecular function: actin filament binding. Gene Ontology annotation, biological process: regulation of actin filament polymerization. NCBI's taxonomy places the organism in Eukaryota, Metazoa, Arthropoda, Insecta, Diptera, Drosophilidae.